AGACCCGGCUACGGGGACAAUAAAAUUUGCGAAGGAAGCGAGGACAAAGAGAGGCCGGAUCAAAGAAUUUCUGGCACGGUGAAGGGAUGAUUUAGAACAAGCCAUUGAAUUUCUACCUCGCUGCUCUCUCUCUCGCUCGCUCUCUCGCUCGCACCCUCGCUCUGCGUUCUGUCCGGGAGGAGUACGAAGAAGCCAAUAGGAUGCGGGGUCUCUAAUGGAUGCAAAUGAUCAUGAAAAGACAGUGCAAAAUAUGAAACAACUCAUUUGCAGGGAAGUAAAUCACCGAAAACUGUUUAUGAACUGGCAUCCCUUCUUCGAAAUGUAAAGCGAGGACCUCUUUAAGUGGCGCCCCCAACUACAGCCUCUGCCGCCGCCGCCGCCUCAAAAUUCAAUAAAAUGAGCUCUUAUUUCGUCAACUCACUGUUCUCCAAAUACAAAACCGGGGAGUCCCUGCGCCCCAAUUAUUAUGACUGCGGCUUCGCCCAGGACCUGGGCGGCCGACCCACCGUGGUGUACGGUCCCAGCAGCGGCGGCAGCUUCCAACACCCGUCGCAAAUCCAGGAGUUCUACCACGGGCCAUCGUCGCUGUCCACGGCUCCCUACCAGCAGAACCCGUGCGCCGUGGCGUGCCACGGGGACCCGGGCAACUUCUACGGCUACGACCCGCUGCAGCGCCAGAGCCUAUUCGGUGCGCAGGAUCCAGACCUGGUGCAGUACGCAGACUGCAAGCUCGCGGCUGCCAGCGGCCUGGGCGAGGAGGCUGAGGGCUCGGAGCAGAGCCCGUCGCCCACACAGCUGUUCCCCUGGAUGCGCCCGCAAGCAGCCGCCGGACGCAGGCGAGGCCGACAGACCUACAGCCGAUACCAGACCCUGGAGCUGGAGAAGGAGUUCCUAUUUAAUCCCUAUCUGACUCGCAAGCGGCGAAUCGAGGUAUCGCAUGCGCUGGGACUGACAGAGAGACAGGUCAAAAUCUGGUUCCAGAACCGGAGGAUGAAGUGGAAAAAAGAAAACAACAAAGACAAGUUCCCCAGCAGCAAAUGCGAGCAGGAGGAGCUGGAGAAACAGAAGCUGGAGCGGGUCCCGGAGGCGGCGGACGAGGGCGACGCGCAGAAGGGUGACAAGAAGUAGGCUCCAGCUGGGACUGCCAGGGCCGCGGCUUCCCGCACGUCCGCCGGUCCCCGACCGCGCCGCCGCCACCCGCCCUCGCCCGAGAGAGCUCUGGCCCCGCGAGCGGAGCCAGGAGCCGAGCCUCCCACCGCAGCGUCCCCGCCGCGCCAGUCCCCGCUAGUGGUAGUAUCUCGUAAUAGCUUCUGUGUGUGAGCUACCGUGGAUCUCCUUCCCUUCUCUUGGGGGCCGGGGGGAAAAGGAAAGGAUUUUAAGCAAAGACUCCCUCGCCCCGCAAGGGUGAGCGGCCGAGGCCCGGCUGUGCCCCCCCCUGUGCCCCCGCCCCCUGCCCCGUGUAAAAAGCCUCCUUGUGCAAUGGUCUUUUUUUCCUUUGAACGUGCUUCUUUGUAAUGACCGAGGUACCGAUUUCUGCUAAGUUCUCCCAACAACAUGAAACUGCCUAUUCACGCCGUAAUUCUUUCUGUCUCCCUGGCUCUCUCUCUCUCUCUCUCUCUUCUCUUCUCUUCUCUUCUUUCUCUCUCUCUCUCUCUCUCUCUCUCUCUCUCUCUCUCUCUCUUUCUCUCUCUCUCGCUGCGUCCUCAUUUCCCCUCCCAACCCCUCUCUCCCCGCUGCCCUCCCUAGCUGGCUGGCUUUCUCUCUUGCUUCUCUCUUUUCCUCCCCCACCCCCCACCUUUGGUUUGACAAUUUCGUCUUAAGUGUUUCUCAAAAGAGGUUGCUUUAGUUAGCAUGCGCGCUGUGGGCAAUUGUUAAAAGUGUUCUUAGGUUUACUGUGAAGAGAAUGUAUCCUGUAUCCGUGAAUUGCUUUAUGGGGGGGAGGGAGGGCUAAUUAUAUAUUUUGUUGUUCCUCUAUACUUUGUUCUGUUGUCUGCGCCUGAAAAGGGCGGAAGAGUUACAAUAAAGUUUACAAGCGAGAACCCGA
Molecule: messenger RNA, 2044 nt
Organism: Lemur catta (Ring-tailed lemur)
Lineage: Eukaryota; Metazoa; Chordata; Mammalia; Primates; Lemuridae
Gene: HOXB8
Product: homeobox B8
Exons: 5
Coding region: 397-1128 (243 amino acids)
Biological process (GO): regulation of transcription by RNA polymerase II
Cellular component (GO): nucleus
Molecular function (GO): RNA polymerase II transcription regulatory region sequence-specific DNA binding; DNA-binding transcription factor activity, RNA polymerase II-specific
Source: RefSeq, a predicted model, not a curated record